Helianthus annuus (common sunflower) is the source of this 1693-nucleotide messenger RNA. Its product is annotated as tRNA (guanine(10)-N2)-methyltransferase homolog. Lineage: Eukaryota; Viridiplantae; Streptophyta; Magnoliopsida; Asterales; Asteraceae. Gene Ontology annotation, biological process: methylation. The transcript is spliced from 6 exons. The record is from RefSeq and is a predicted model, not a curated record. Bases 77 to 1501 code for a protein of 474 amino acids. Gene Ontology annotation, cellular component: cytoplasm. Gene Ontology annotation, molecular function: nucleic acid binding.
CAACUAUCUUCAAACAUAAACCCUUUUCCGCCUCCUUCCAUUUCUAGGGUUUCAACUUCUUCAUCUUGAAACGACGAUGUGGUAUCUCUGUGUUUUCUACCACAGAUUAUUAGAUUACAGGAAGCCUGAGUUCGAAUCUCUAGCCGAACUAUUUGGUGCCGAAUCACAUUCACUCGAGUGGAAGCUUCCGCAGCAUCACCACCCCGAUUCUCCAUUCCACUAUGUCAAUCUCCCUUCUGAGGAUAUCGCACGCAAAAUAGCCAAUCGAAGCAUUCUUGUGAAGGGGCUUUAUGAAAUUUGGGGAGAAGGAAGCUCAUAUGAGGAACUAAAAGAAGCAAUAAACAGUUAUCCAGAUGACAGAAAGUUGCCAUACAUAGCUCAAGAUAGCACUUUUCGGAUCAUAUUCGAUAGCUUCGGAAAGGUCGUUCCCUUCGAGGACCAAACCGCUCGCAUUAAAGCGAUGGAUUACAUUCCGUUUCAGGGUCGGGUUAACUUGAAGUGUCCGGAGCAUAAGUUUUGGCUUAUUGAAACCGAUGACUAUGGAUCUGCCAACGGGCUUCCUCCGGUUGUUGACAAAAGAAUAUUUUUUGGGCGGGAGAUUGGCGGUGCUGAUAGGAAACUGUUACCUACGUAUCAAUUGAAAAGCCGUAAAUAUCUUGGACCAACGGCUAUGGAUGCUGAGGUGGCAUUUUUGAUGGCCAAUCAAGCUCAGGCCAUGCCCGGGAAACUUGUCUAUGACCCAUUUGUUGGCACCGGGAGCAUUCUCGUUGCUGCAGCCCAUUUUGGAGCUAUGACAAUGGGAGCAGAUAUUGAUAUUCGGGUGGUGCGUGAUGGCCGCGGGCCAGACUGCAACGUCUGGAGUAACUUUAAACAGUACGGAUUGCAAAUGCCGGUUUCACUUUUAAGAGCAGAUAAUAACCUUCCUCCUUGGCGUCCGGGGCUAAAAGAGAUGUUUGAUGCAAUAAUCUGUGACCCUCCAUACGGUGUGCGUGCCGGAGGUCGUAAAUCUGGCGGUCGGAAAUUACUAAAAGGGGUAGUGGGCCCCUACACGGUUCCAGAAGAGAAAAGAACCGGCCAUAUACCGUCAACGGCUGCAUACAGCUUAGCCGAGUGUGUACACGACCUACUUGACUUAGCAGCCAAAAUGCUCGUGAUGGGUGGCCGACUUGUUUACUUCUAUCCAGUUCUAAGAGACAGUGACACCCUGGACGUUGAGUUCCCCAAACACCCUUGUUUCAAGUUAAUUGCCAGCUGCGAACAGAUUCUAAGCUACCGUUAUAGCAGGGUAUUAUUGACGAUGGUAAAGAUCGCACCGUAUAACGAUGAUAUUAAAGAAGCCGCUAGGCUGCAACAUUUGGAUUUUAAGGAAAACCAUGUUAAGUGGUUGGAGGAAGGUAAUCUUCAUGCUGCAGUUUUCAGUCCCGAUUUCCCGCCAUCCGAUGAUCCUGAUACGAAAGGUGUGAAGGAUACAAAGAAGAAAUACAGGGGAAAAUAUGUCUAGGUUUGGGAACUGAAUUACAGACAAGCUUAAAAUAGACAUUAAUGGAGAUUUUGUAACUUUUGUUAGGUUUUAAUUGUUAGCUACCUUGAUAGUAUUGUUUGAGAUGAUUAUUUAGAUGUGGUUGUCAAACAUACUGUAUUGACUUUUUUUUAAAAAAAAUUUAUUUUAAGUAAGAUAAUCACCACUUACUAA